AUGCCCUUCGGUCUAACUAUUGGAACGGAACGUGCAGUUGCGUUGCAGCAAUCCAUUCAAGAUGAACUCACAAAACGAGGAUACAGCCCGGACGCUGAUCCUGUUAUGGCUGAAUACAUCACCAUUAUGAUUAUCAACAACAAGACGGCAGCUCAAAUCACGAGUGAGCUCGAAGAUUUGAUUGGGAGCGACUUCAACCCCAGUUUCACGGAAUGGCUCUUCGAAGAAGCCGCAAAAGGCUCAACCGACUCCGAAUCCCUUCCUCAAUCCUCCCCUGCGAAGGCUGAUCUACCCACCGAACCCGAACCUGGCCCCUCUCGCGAGGUGCCACCGCCUGUUGAGUCAUCACGGACGCAGCAUACACCACGCAACGGCGUUUACCAGCACGCUCUAUCGCAAGCCCUCCCCUCCACCUCGAAUUCUGCACAAAAACGACCAGCUUCGGCCCGUUCUCCUUCCCCCAGCCACCCCAACAAGUCGAGACGGACGGACCUGCCAACUGGGCCAAGAGCGAUGUAUCGUGAUGGGCAAGGACCGAAUGGACAACAGCAUAACCCCCGUAGUUUGUUAGAUCGUGUUGGAGGACCUGCAGGGCGUGGACAGAAGGGCUUCCAGCGAGACGAAAUUCAAGCUCGUAUCGACAACAUCGUAAGCAAUGCACCCGACAUGAACAUGAUGGUGCCUCCAGGCUUCCCGGGGAUGGGCAUGGACAUAAACGCGAUGGCUGCUGCGAAUAUGGCCAACCCGUUGAUGCUGCAGGAAAUGAUGAUGAACCAGAUGGCGCUCAUGGCGCAGAUGGCCUCGUCGAUGGGAAUCAUCAACCCUGCUACUGGACAGUUUGCUGGGCCAGGGUUCCCAAUGCAGCAAGGAGGGAUGCAACCCGAUAUGGGUAUGUUCCCUCCUAACAUGAACAACGGGAUGCCUCAACAGCAAGGCAAUAAUGCUGUCAAUGGUGCUGGUAGAGGUAGAGGUGGUGCGAGGGGAGGACGGGGAACGGGUAGAGGGAGAGGUGGCUCGAUAGUUGGAAGCUCUGUUGGUCCUACUGGCAAACCUGCGAGUUCAGCGACAGAAACAGAGGCUCCUUGCCCAUCUCCUCCAGUUGAUACCCCUGUUCCCAUUGCUGCUCCAACACCGAUUGUGGCUGCCCCAACCCCUGCCUAUGCUCUUCCAGAACGUCCUCAAUCACCCACCCUUUGCAAAUUUGGCCUCAAAUGUACCAAUGCCCAUUGCCGUUAUUCCCAUCCUUCGCCUGUUGCCACCGCAGAGAGCGGUGUUGUCCUCAGCAAUGACCCUUGCGAGAAAGGAAAGGAUUGUAAGGACAAGGACUGCAUCAAGGCUCAUGUUAGCCCGGCCGUUUUGAACCCUAAAGCGGAGCAUUCCACACCUGCUGUGUCUGCCCCACCCCCACACGUCCAGCAUACCCCGGUGCCCUGUCGAUUUGGGGCUGCUUGUACACGUCCAGGAUGCACGUUCAGUCAUCCUCCUCGUCAGUCCCAGUUCGCCACCCCUUGCCGUUUCGGCACGGCAUGCACCCGCGCGCAGUGUGCGUUCCAGCAUCCUGAAGGACGCGUUUUGCCGGGUACAUUCCACCGCGGUUUGAACCCGUCAGGACCGAUGGUGGCAGUGCCGACACCGGAGACGGGAAGCAUGGGCGGGCCCAGUCAUCACAAGAGCAUGACAUUCAACAAUCCCAACGCAUCGAUGAAGGAGAAGCUGGAAAAACAAAUGAAGGAAAUCCAGGAGAAAAAGAACGAAGCCGAGAAGGCCAUCAAGGAGGCAGAGAGCAAAAAGGAUGGAGCAAAGCCUCUCUCCAUCGCUGCCUAG
Molecule: messenger RNA, 1824 nt
Organism: Cyclocybe aegerita
Lineage: Eukaryota; Fungi; Basidiomycota; Agaricomycetes; Agaricales; Hemipholiotaceae
Source: the annotation of a GenBank genome assembly